GUCGCCACCCCCCACGCGCGCGCGACUACCGAAACGCCGACGAAGCGACUACGUACGACGACUUCGCGUGUGCCGGCGACGAUCAGACGAUAAUAAACGCACCGUCAACGCCGCGGCGCCUAAUAUUCCGGACGCGCGAUCGACGCUCACCGCGACCUGCACGACGACUACUACGACGACACAUCGUCAGAAUAUUUUUAUUUAUUGUCGUCUCGACUUAGAUAUAUACUGUCGUCGUGAUAGGUAAUUUAUUUCGCUUCCGAUAACCCAUAAUCGUUAUUAUAAAUCAUAAUACACCGUCACCGCCGGCGGGGGAAACAUCGACGACGACGACGACGACGACGAACUAUCUCGUUUACGCGCCAAAAUCGCGGCAACCCAAGUCGUCGCCGUCUCCGUAUAAUUCGUCGGUACCGCCGCGCACUUCUCCUAUAUAAUAUUAUAAUAUUACGGAUCUAUUUGAUCACGACGCGUCGUAUCGGUACACCGCCGCCGUACGGUCUUGUAUUAUUCACAUUCUGUCCACGUGUUCACAGUAGAUGAUUUUUUCACCGGCAAACGCCGCCAUGGAUUCGGUGACGUCGAUCGGCAAUAACCGGGACGGUGACGGUUUCCGGAAAAAGUACGGUCCCAAGUCGACCGACUCGCUGACCUUCUCUAUUGCCCGCAUCAUGGAACCGGACGUCCGGAAACAACCCAACGCACCAGCGGCCGACUACUUCCACGCACUUGAAUCGGCGUUUAAGAAAUACGUGCCGUCGUUCAGGUCCAAUCCACUACAAUCCACGCACUGCGCUGCCACCGUCAACGAUGGACGGACACCGCUGACCGUCAACAACAACGACCGUUAUCUGUCGACGUCCAUGGCGACAACGACGACGGCCGUACAGCUGUUUCAAUAUCAGCAACACCCCAAGUUGCCGUGCGCCGUGGUAGAAACACCGGCUCAUUCCCGUUCACAACCGCCUCCGCCGUCAUCCGAACUUCCGGCGCUCACUGCACUUCCUGUGAUCCCUGCACUUCCGGUGCCUCCGCCGCCACCGCCUCCACCGUCAUCACAUCAGAUGACGCUCGGACGGCUCGCCGCAUCCAAAUCCGCUCUGCCGCCGUCCAGCACCAAGGAAUUGUCACAGGCUGUCACCUCUGUCACACCGGUUAAAACGUUUACCUGCAACCAUUGCGGAAAAGUGUUCUACGCUCAUUACAACCUGACGAGACACAUGCCUGUCCACACAGGUGCUCGGCCGUUCAUUUGCAAGGUAUGCGGCAAAGGUUUCCGACAAGCAUCCACGCUGUGCCGCCACAAGAUCAUACACACCGAAGAAAAGCCGCACACUUGCGCUAUUUGUGGUAAGGCGUUCAACAGGAGUUCGACACUGAAUACGCAUACGCGGAUACACGCCGGCUACAAGCCGUACACGUGCGAAUACUGCGGCAAAGGAUUUCACCAAAAGGGCAACUACAAGAACCACAAGCUCACGCAUAGCGUGGAAAAAGCGUACAAGUGCACCGUGUGCCAUAAAGCUUUUCAUCAGGUGUACAACCUGACGUUUCACAUGCACACGCACAACGACAAGAAGCCAUUCACGUGUCACGUUUGCGGCAAAGGGUUUUGCCGGAACUUCGACCUCAAGAAACACUUGCGAAAACUUCACGACGCCCCUUAUCCCCAGCACCAGCCCGCAACGGUCGCGUCGCAAGCCACGGCGGCCGCGCUGGCAGCGCAACCGCCUUUGCCGCCGCCGCAGAACGUCCGCCACGGCCUUGGCACGUGCGUGCCGCCGUUCCAGCCGGUCCAGUCCGGAUCCCACAGGAACGCAAUCAUGUCGCAUAACUCGCCGCACCGUUACUGACUGCCGACGGUGGCCGGUUAGGCGAGGCUGUCUCGUCCGCCGGGCGAAUUACUUUGUACAAUACUUAUAUAUUUACGUGUAAUACGCCCAAAGACCGUAUAUUAUAUAAUAAUGUAUUAUAUGAUAAUGGUUACCUAUUUUUCUCAUAAUAUCCAUGUCGAUAUUUUUAUCCUGAAUUCGAUACCUCGUGUUUCUGAACGAAUAUAAUGUGUUUGGUCUAGUCGUGUUUUCAACAUAUAUAUAUAUAAUAUGUAGUCUAUUUAAUGCUCAUCCGCGGUUGUUAUACUUUUAAUUAUUACUUAUACUCAAAGUUCGGGACUUGUUGUACAAAAAGUGAGAUCAAAACGUUGUACGCUAGUAUGCAGUUAAAACUAUCAAAAUAUGUAGCUGAAUAAUGUAAAAUUUGUAUAAGUAUUUUUUUUAACUGCAUAGAUGUAAAUAUUAAUUGUUGUAUACUUUUAAUCUGAUUUUGUUGACACUGCUCUGCUGAUUUAUGUUUCCUGUUUUUAAAUAUUAUCUAAAAAUAAAUCAACACCUACUUUAGGUUCAUACAACUUACAAAACAAAACAACUCCAUCAGUAUGAAAAUAUAUUUUCUCCGAACUAGGUUAGGUAUUGAGUUAUAUGAUUAUUAUUCGAUAGUUUAAGCAUUUUGAAACUCGUAAAAUAAAAGAAUAGUAGGUAAGUAUACAAUACUGCUUUCUUCCCAAAAUGGAUGCUAAAAGAUGUUCGGCUAAGAGACAAUAUGAAUUGUAUAAUAAUUAUUGAUAACUUAUACACGCAUAGAGCUUUAGAGCGUCUACUCACUGGCAAAUAAUAAUCCUACUUUCAAAUAUCCCACACGCGUUUGAAAUAUGAAAUUGGGAUUUUUUCCAGUUGUGAAUUAAAUGCUAGAAAAUUUGAGUUUCAGGCAAGGGAACAAAAACAUACCUAUAUAAAUGUAAUAUAAUAGUAUUUCCGUAUUACGGCUUACGCAAAACGUGUACUAAAAUGUAUAUUUCUUCGCAUUCAAAAUAAAUGUCCAAAAUCGAAUUCGAAUUAUGAAUUUGCACAUAUAAGUAUGUAAGUACCAAAUAUUUAAUAACAAAUAAGUAUUUUAAGGUAUUCAAGAUUAAAUGUUUUUUUUUUAAGAAUUAUAAAUUUUUAACAUCAGGAGAUUUUAUAGUUCCUAAAAAUAAAACAUUUUUUUUAUAUUUUCUAGAUGAAGUAAAUAACUGUACUCUGUAAUCUUAAAUUAAAUAAAUCGCUAUAAAUCCAAUUAACGUUGAAUAUUUGUUCUAUACAAUUUCAAUAUAUAUAACAAAAUAAUAUAAAUUUUGAAAUUAUUAAAACAAUAGUAAUUAAAUUAUUUCUUUUUUUUUUACUAAGAGGACAUCUCACUAGUAUUUUUAAGGAAUUUAUAAAAUAGGUAAUUUUUUUUUUAAUGAAAUUAAGUAUACCUGUUUAUUUUUUAUUAUUCGAAUAUCGAUUUAAUGUAACCUACAACAAAUGUUCACUUAUCUUAACUAAUGUUAGUUGGGAAUUCUUUAAAGCAGUUAAAGCAUGUUAGCUUUUUCUAAGUUUGUAUUAUCUUUUAUUCUAUGCAAUUGUAAGUGUUUAUUAAAAAUAAAACAAAAAUAUAUUAAAUAAUAUUUUAUAAAUUAAAAUAAUAAUUAAUAAAUUAAUAUACCAUUAAUUUUCAAGUAUUUUACUCUAGAAUUGCUUUACAAUCAGUUUUAGCUUAUCUGCAGUGUCGAUGUCCUCAUGUUAAAACUAAAUAUUUUCGAAGACGUUCGCUUAAUAAAAUAUUAUUUAUAAAUUUAAAUGUUGGUCUCGGGCAAUUCAAGACAUUAUCAUACAAGAUUUUCUGAGAUUAUUAUCCAACGCGUAAUUACACAUUACAAUGAAGUUUGUUACAUUAAUUCUUUUUUUUAAUAUGUCAUAUAGGCAUUUGUUGUUUUUAAAGAACGAGGAGAUUUUUUUUUCGUAGUUAAUUAUGAAAUAGUUUUAAUUAGAUGCAAAUGUAGAUAGGAAAUAUAGAUAAGUAAAGUUAAAUGGAAGGAAAUAGUUGCCAUAUAAUGAUGGUAUAGGUAGUUGGCAUAUUAGUGAUCGUGUAAAGCUGCUUGUAUUUUUCUU
Messenger RNA from Aphis gossypii (cotton aphid), 3968 nucleotides. RefSeq names its product fez family zinc finger protein 1-like. The record is from RefSeq and is a predicted model, not a curated record. The transcript is spliced from 4 exons. Bases 540 to 1853 code for a protein of 437 amino acids. NCBI's taxonomy places the organism in Eukaryota, Metazoa, Arthropoda, Insecta, Hemiptera, Aphididae. Gene Ontology annotation, cellular component: nucleus.